Molecule: messenger RNA, 2794 nt
Organism: Prosopis cineraria
Lineage: Eukaryota; Viridiplantae; Streptophyta; Magnoliopsida; Fabales; Fabaceae
Product: glycerophosphodiester phosphodiesterase GDPDL4-like
Exons: 9
Coding region: 1-2469 (822 amino acids)
Biological process (GO): lipid metabolic process
Molecular function (GO): glycerophosphodiester phosphodiesterase activity
Source: RefSeq, a predicted model, not a curated record
AUGUGGGAAACCAGGAAAAGCCAGCCCGAAAAGGUUUGCUUUGUGUGUUGUGUGUUCACAGUGCCUCUCUCUCUCUCUCUCUCCCCCUCUCUCUCUCUGGCAAAUCUCACGCAGAACCGGAGAACAACCCUCUUCUCAAGGCAUUUAUCCGGCAGAGCUCGCCGGAAGUUCAGCAACAAGGCAGCUGCAAUGUGGAGUUCACGCGCUCUCUCUCCUCUGCUUACUCUGUUUAUUCUUCACUCGGUGGCAGCUCUGGUCUCUGCUCAGGGAUCUACAAGAACCUCCUGGAAGACACUAAGCGGAGAUGCACCGUUAGUCAUAGCACGUGGGGGAUUUUCAGGGAUAUUUCCUGAUUCCAGCCUAGCUGCUUACAAUUUGGCUCUAAUAACCAGCGUACCAAAUGUCAUUUCAUGGUGUGAUGUGCAAUUAACAAAAGACAGUGCUGGGAUUUGUCUUCCAGAUAUCAAACUUGACAAUGCUUCCGAUAUUUCUGGCGUUUUUCAAAAUAAAUCCACCACUUACUUAGUUAACGGUGUACCAACCCGUGGAUAUUUUUCAGUGGAUUACACAAUAAAGGAUCUAUCUCAAGUUGUUUUGAGUCAGGGAGUCUACUCUCGAACUAACAAGUUUGACGGUAAUGCAUUUCCAAUUUUUACUGUUGAGGAGUUCGUUAAACAAGUUGCCCCGCCAGUCUUGUGGUUGAACAUUCAGCAUGAUAUUUUCUACUCAAAACACAAUUUGAGUAUGAGAAAUUUCGUACUUUCUGUUUCUAGAAAAGUAAUCGUCAAGUAUAUCUCAUCACCUGAGGUUGGUUUCCUGAGAGGUAUAGCAGCACGCUUUAACCCAAACAUAACUAAACUGAUCUUCAGAUUUAUGGAACAAGAUGACACAGAACCAUCAACCAAUCAGACUUAUGGAACGCUUGGAAAAAAUCUUACAUUUAUCAAGACAUUUGCAUCUGGAAUUAUGGUUCCCAAGAUUUACAUAUGGCCUGUAGAUGCUAGUUCUUAUCUACAGCCACAGACAACUUUGGUCUUGGAUGCUCACAAAGCAGGACUAGAAGUUUUUGCAUCAGAUUUUACUAAUGACGUUCCAAUUAGCUAUAAUUACAGUUAUGAUCCUCUUGCUGAGUACCUCCAGUUCAUUGAUAAUGGUGACUUCUCUGUUGAUGGUGUGCUGUCUGACUUUCCUAUAACUCCAUCUGAAGCUGUAGGUUGCUUUGCUCACCUAAGUGCAAAUGCUGCGAAAACAGUUAACAUUUCGGUUAUCUCAAAAUAUGGGGCAAGCGGAGACUAUCCUCCCUGUACUGACAUGGCAUACAACAAGGCCAUAUCAGAUGGUGUGGAUGUUCUUGAUUGUCCUGUUCAAUUGUCACAAGAUGGAGUACCAUUUUGCCUAAGCUCCAUAGAUCUCAUAGAGAGCUCAACAGUUGCUCAAUCAAGUUUCAGCAGACUUGCCACAUCUAUUCCUGAGAUCAAGUCUGGCAGUGGCAUAUUUUCAUUCAGUUUGAAAUCAGCUGACAUUAGUACCUUGACCCCCUCAAUAUUGAAUCCAUAUGCAAAAUACACAUUGUUCAGGAGUCCAAAAUCUAAGAACGUUGGGAAGUUUAUGAAAUUAUCAGAUUUCUUGUCCUUGGCAAAAAAUCAGACUUCUCUGUCUGGUGUCUUGAUCACUGUUGAGCAUGCAGCCUAUCUUGCAGAGAAGGUAGGACUGAAUGUGAUUAAUGCAGUCCUUACUGCUUUGAACAAAGCUGGUUAUGACAAGUCAGGGGCACAAAAAGUUUUGAUUCAGUCCUCUGAUAGCUCUGUACUAAAAGAAUUCAAGGGUAAACCCAAUUACGAGCUUGUCUAUAACAUUGUUGAGAAGGUUGGUGAUGCUGAAAAUGCAGUUGUUGAAGAGAUCAAGGGCUUUGCAGAUUCUGUAGUUGUUGCAAAGUCAUCUGUGUUCCCCGAGAACUCUGCCUUCCUGAUUGGAUCUACCAAAAUUGUGCCAAAGCUGAAAUCUUCUAACCUCUCUGUCUAUGUAGAUCAUUUUGAAAAUGAGUUUGUAUCACAGGCCUGGGAUUUCUUCUCUGAUGCAACAGUGGAGAUCAACUCAUUUGUUCAGGGAGCUCCUAUUGAUGGUGUCAUCACAGGCUUCCCAAAGACAGCUAAUAGAUACAGAAGGAAUCCUUGUUUGGUAGCUAAAACUACACCUGCUUACAUGCAACCUGUUAAACCAGGUGAUCUUAUACAACUUGUUACCAAAGAAUACCUGCCACCUGCUGCGGCUCCUCUCCCAGCCCUGACAGAAUCUGAAGUGUCGGAAGCGCCUUUUCCUCCCAUUUCAAAUUCAAAUACAACGGCCAACAGUCCUGCCCCUGCCUCUGGAACAGGAGCAUCUCCGCCCGGCAGUGCACAGGCGAAGGUCAACAUCUGCUUCUUUUUGUCCACUCUAGCUGUGCUUGUAUCUUUCCUUCUGCUCCUUUGAGUCAUAAGGUCUCUGAACAGCCUAAGAGAAAGCCCCAAGGGAAAGCAGAGAGAAAGAAAAUGUCGUUCACACUUGUUUUGGUUCUGCAUUGAGUAGCCUGAAGUUCUGCUUCAGACUGCAUUAACAUUCCAAGUCUCUUUCCUUCACAUAAGUAAAUUCUUUCCCGUGAUUGUUGUAGCUAGGUCUGUUCAUUGUUCAUCCUACCUCUUGUGUAUGAACACAAUUUGUGUAUUCUUUUUAGAUGAGCUUUUUGUAUCAUUUGUUGUGAGAUACUUUGUAUUUAUUUGUGUGUGAAUCUGAUGAGAUAAACGUGUGAAAUUUUUUA